Molecule: messenger RNA, 1077 nt
Organism: Angiostrongylus costaricensis
Lineage: Eukaryota; Metazoa; Nematoda; Chromadorea; Rhabditida; Metastrongylidae
Source: the annotation of a GenBank genome assembly
AUGAUUGAAGCGGUGAAGGAGCCUUUUUGUGGGUUCACGGCGCAACCAAUCAACACCGCCGCCGCCUACUAUAUGCCUGGUGCGUACAAUGGCGGUUAUACUCGUGAACCUUAUGGCCAUAACGCGUACAUAGAUGCGGCAUACGGUGACGCCCAGCAGUUCCCGUAUUAUGACGGUUAUACGUACACACCAUAUCAUACUAACGGGCAAGCCUACUACAAUUACAGUUACCAACCAAGCCAAGCCUAUCCGGGAGCUUAUGGACCAUAUCCGGGCUCAAGCGGAGCGUAUAGGCCAUAUCCGCAACCUCAACCAUCACCACCAAGGAGGUCACGGACUACCCCAGCCCGUUUCCUUGAACCUACCAUUCGAACGAAUGCAACAUCAACGCGGAAGCCGCGAGGAGUAUCCGCAGAUGUCUACGACAGGCGACAGUUUAAGGCAUUUCCUGGUCCUGCCAAAAAACCGUCACCUAUCUAUAGGAGAAGUCGCGAUCCCUAUCCAUAUCGAUUAGGACAAUACCAGGAAACCGAAUUCGGUGGCACGCCAUUAGACUACAGUUCUCAACUUCAUCGACCCUAUACGAAUGAGGUCCCUGCAACGUUACGACGAUUACGACCGUUUUAUGCACCAUCAUAUACCACGUAUCCGCCUUCAACGAUGAUACGAACAGAAAAAAAGCUAGACACGAAGAAGUAUCCUAUCAUGGCUAGGAUUGCAGUGAAAAUUGCUCAAUUGCUUCUCGGUGCGGCUAUUCUUGGUCUCGUACUUGGUCCCAUGCGUGGAAACACCUUCCAUGACUUUGUCAUCCGAACCAACACCGAAUGGCAAGGAGCUGUGAUCGGUAUCGUUUCCACAUGGGCGAUUUUUACUGUCAUUUUGUUGCUGACAAGUUUUCUGGCGAAUUCGAUGCAUUUGUGGCGAAAAGUGGAUGCACAUGUGACCUUACUCGGGAUACUCGCCUAUCUCCUCGCUUCUUGUCUCGAGGCCUACUAUGCCGCAUGCUAUCCACCGAACGGGCCGCGAAUAAAUCUAGUCUGUCAUCGAGCAGAAUGGAUCAUUGCAACGGUAGCCUAA